AUGCUGGCUGUAAUGAGAGCGAGGCGGGUGGUUGAGAGAGUGGGGAGAGCGCAGAGAAAAUGUUGCAGUCAGAGCGACGAGGAAGAAGAGAGAGUGUCAGGCGAUCAGAUGACGCCGUAUGACGCAGAGAGUCGGCGGAGAGAGAAAAAGCAGCAAAAAGACCGGACGGACCGCGAAGCCGCAAGCGACGCCGCACGCGACGCCCUUGCCGCUGUUGACGACAUUGGAUCGAUGGGCUGA
Molecule: messenger RNA, 240 nt
Organism: Caenorhabditis auriculariae
Lineage: Eukaryota; Metazoa; Nematoda; Chromadorea; Rhabditida; Rhabditidae
Source: the annotation of a GenBank genome assembly